AUGGCUCCCCCGUUCAUUGAUACCAAUUGGAUGGUGGGCCGCCACUCCCUCUUCUCCACCUGUCUUACCCUCACGGUCCUCCAUCAACCGUGCCCCCAUCUACCCCCAUGCUUGUCCACAAACUUUGGGUCUUGCUUUCAGAUGGCAACCCAUUUGAAGCGCAAUCUGCACCUUAGCUGCAUAUGA
Molecule: messenger RNA, 186 nt
Organism: Laccaria bicolor S238N-H82
Lineage: Eukaryota; Fungi; Basidiomycota; Agaricomycetes; Agaricales; Hydnangiaceae
Exons: 1
Coding region: 1-186 (61 amino acids)
Source: RefSeq, a predicted model, not a curated record